This is a messenger RNA of Danio rerio (zebrafish), 716 nucleotides long. NCBI's taxonomy places the organism in Eukaryota, Metazoa, Chordata, Actinopteri, Cypriniformes, Danionidae. The record is from RefSeq and is a predicted model, not a curated record.
UUGGGUGAGCUGUCGGUUUAUUUAUGUAAUUCAAACAAAAAAAAAUACAAUCCGAGCCACAUGGCCUGAAGAUUGACGCGUUUACUGUGACGUUGCGUUUUAGCUCCGCCUUGAGUAUUUCAACUAGGUCGUCUAAGUGACUGUAAAGCCUCUUGUACAAAACCCGAACCCUACACAUUUGACUUUGAGUUAACAUCUGAUCAUCAUGUCUGGUAGAGGCAAAGGCGGUAAAGGACUGGGAAAAGGAGGCGCUAAGCGUCAUCGUAAGGUGUUGCGUGAUAACAUCCAAGGGAUCACUAAACCCGCCAUCCGUCGUCUCGCUCGCCGUGGUGGAGUCAAGCGCAUCUCUGGUCUGAUCUACGAAGAGACUCGCGGCGUUCUCAAGGUGUUCUUGGAGAACGUGAUUCGUGACGCUGUUACCUACACCGAGCAUGCCAAGAGGAAGACCGUGACCGCUAUGGAUGUGGUGUAUGCUCUUAAACGUCAGGGACGCACUCUGUACGGGUUCGGCGGUUAAACUUCUGUUAUCGAUCCUUAAUCCAACGGCUCUUUUAAGAGCCACCCACGAUGUCUCAAAAGAGUUAGUUUUUACUUGUUGCUUUAUAAUGAGUAAUAAAGUGUUUACAGCUUUGUAUGUUAUUGUAACGGUUUUGAAAGUUACAUUGUGUGGAUGUCUUUCACCUUGAAAUUAUUUAUUAAAUGCUCGAAAUCCAGUU